CUCGAGAAGAGAGACGACGGCGACAGCGGGUACGUUUCCAUCGAGUUGCAGAACGAAAACACCUUCUACCUCACGGAGAUCGAGGUCGGGAACCCGGCCCAGAAGAUCGGGGUCUUGGUGGACACGGGCUCGUCAGACUUGUGGGUCGUUGCCACGAACAACUCAUAUUGCCAGUCGAAUACGGGCGGACCGUUGGCCAUCAACUGCUCCACGUACGGCACGUUUGACCCGGCCGACUCAGAGACGUUCCACUCCAACGGCACGGCCUUCUCCAUCACAUACGCCGACAGCACCUUUGCCAAGGGCGUGUGGGGCUACGACGACGUGGUGAUCAACGGUGCCAAUGUGACGGACCUCUCGCUAGCCGUCUGCGACAACGCCGACAACGCCAUGGGCAUCCUCGGGAUCGGCUUGAGCGGCUUAGAAACAACCUUCUCCGGUUCUGUCUCCGCCUCUAGCUCCUCCUCGGAUCCCUACCAGUACGAAAACUUGCCGCUCAGACUCAAGUCCCAAGGCCUCAUCAAGCAGGUCGCAUACUCCGUCUACUUGAACGACUCGUCCGCUGACUCCGCCAACAUCUUGUUCGGUGCCGUCGACCACAACCGCUACACGGGCGAUAUGAUCGCCCUCCCGAUCAUUAACACAAUGAAGUCAAAGGGCUACAAUGACGCCCUUCAGCUCGACAUCACCUUGAACUCGCUCAUCCUAGUCGACAGGUCUUCCUCGCAGCAAGCUGUCAUCGGCACGGGUGCAGCCUCCGCUCUUCUGGACACAGGAACCACCCUCACCUACGUUCCGCAGAACGUUCUCUCUGCCGUCAUUGGCCUUCUCAACGCACAGUACUCCUCAUCGGUCGGCCAGUACGUCAUCAAGUGUGCCGAUGCUGACAACCUUUAUUUGGUCUUUAACUUCCAGGGCCAGGAAAUCAAUAUCGAAAUGUCUUCCUUCCUCGUCAGCUUGGUCACCUCGCGGGGCUCCUCCUCCGACUACUGCAUGGUUGGUUUACAGUCUUCGGGCGCCUCCUCCUUCACCUUGGGUGACUCGUUUUUGAGAAACGUCUACAUGGUUGCAGAUUUAGACAACAUGGAGAUUGGCCUUGCCACUGCAAACCACGACAACAGCGACAGCGAAGACAUCGAGGUCUUGUCAACAGGAAUUCCUAGUGCCAUGACCCCGGCCAGCUCCCUAACCUGGGGCGCCCAAAGCACCUCCCUGUUUGUCCAAAGUGGCGUCCAAAUGUCUUCUAUCCCUGCGUCGCAAUCUUCCUACCAAUUCCAAUCGAAGAAGUCAACCACAACUGCAACUACCAAGAGAGACAGCAACAUGACAACAGGAGCCGCCGUCACAUCAACAUCC
This is a messenger RNA of Pichia membranifaciens NRRL Y-2026, 1356 nucleotides long. RefSeq lists its product as hypothetical. Lineage: Eukaryota; Fungi; Ascomycota; Pichiomycetes; Pichiales; Pichiaceae. Gene Ontology annotation, molecular function: aspartic-type endopeptidase activity. The transcript is spliced from 2 exons. The record is from RefSeq and is a predicted model, not a curated record. Gene Ontology annotation, biological process: proteolysis. The annotation marks the transcript as partial.